GGCGCCCAGGGGCAGGUCAGGAAAGAGGCAUCCGAGAAGGAAGGAAGAGGUGGUGGCUGGGCCGAAGACAGCCCCAGGAGGCUGCUGGGCUCCCCGGCAUGUGCGGCUGCCCCCCAACCCCACACCCGAGUUCCUAGGUUGAAGACCCAGAGAGGAAGUACUUCCACACAAAAGAAAAGAAAUUCAAGAACCAGCCUGAACCCACCCCACAAGAACGGGAUUCAGAAUAACAAUGAUAACGAUGAGGAUGGUGAAGGUGGCAGGUGAUGAUCAGGUUCACACGGACAAACUGACAAACCAGAAGCUCAUGUGGAAUGAUGAGUUCUGGCAGAAUCCAUGGGACCAGGGAGGCCUGGCAGUGAUCAGCUUAUUCAUCACCAUGAUCCUGUUUCUCAUUGUGUUCGCCAUUAUAUUUGGUUUACUCCCUCCACUUAAGAAGGUCAACCGGUAUGAAGAGUCGUGACCUGACUUUCUGGGGGCCAAGAAGGGGCCCACCUGUUAACUCUCAAAACACCAUGUA
This is a messenger RNA of Mirounga angustirostris (Northern elephant seal), 520 nucleotides long. RefSeq names its product small integral membrane protein 6 (gene ERLN). The coding region runs from base 233 to 463 and encodes 76 amino acids. NCBI's taxonomy places the organism in Eukaryota, Metazoa, Chordata, Mammalia, Carnivora, Phocidae. The transcript has 3 exons. The record is from RefSeq and is a predicted model, not a curated record.